This is a messenger RNA of Gossypium raimondii (Peruvian cotton), 2229 nucleotides long. RefSeq names its product glucan endo-1,3-beta-glucosidase 8. Gene Ontology annotation, molecular function: hydrolase activity, hydrolyzing O-glycosyl compounds. The transcript has 2 exons. The record is from RefSeq and is a predicted model, not a curated record. The coding region runs from base 710 to 2149 and encodes 479 amino acids. Gene Ontology annotation, biological process: carbohydrate metabolic process. Gene Ontology annotation, cellular component: plasma membrane. NCBI's taxonomy places the organism in Eukaryota, Viridiplantae, Streptophyta, Magnoliopsida, Malvales, Malvaceae.
AAAAAAAAAAGAACACUUAAAAUCCAUAGAUUUCUCUUUUUGUGAUUUGUUUUCAUCAACUUGGUUACUAUUGUUGAUUAAUAAUUUUCCCUUUUAAUCUUGUUUGAUUUGUCAACUUGAAAAAGAAUUUCUCUUUCAAAGUAUUGUUUUUGGUUUGCAAAAAGAUAGAUUCCUUUUUUCUAAAACAUCACUCCAGUUCUUCCCUUCCCCUGUUUCUUCUCUGUUCUUCAAGCUCGGUUUCUGUUUCGAUAUUUCCAUCAAGACCCAUCUCCUAUUUUAUAUAAAGUUUCAAUCUUUUUGUUUCUAUAAAGUUUUUGUUGUAAAAAAGAAGGAAAAAAAAAUUGACGGUUUCUAUCAGAGAAAUAUACAAAAAAGAGAAGAAGAAGAAGAAAACAUAAUAAACUUUCUCAUAUUUUAUAUUCUUUUUUGCUUCUUUUUUCGGUUUUCUCUUAGCUUUCAGUUUCAUUUAUUUGAUUCACUUUUUGCUUCUCGCUCUCUCUCUCUCUUUCUCUCUCCUAUGGUCACAAAAAUUUCUUUGAUUUUCUUUUGAUCCAGCAGAUAAACAACCUUUUUCUUUUUAACAUUAUUACAUAACCCCAUAUCCAAGACCUUGCUUCUUCUUUCUAAGCAAGCACCUUUAAGCCUUAACCUUCAUCCCCUUUUAUUUGUUCCUUUCAAGAUUUUUCAUUAAAAAGGCUAAAGAGAAAGCAUGGGAAAUUCUUGUUUUUUAGGAAUAUUGGUAACAAUAUCCCUGUGUCUUCAGUUGUUUGGUGGUGGUGUUCAUGGUCUUGGUGUGAAUUGGGGUACCAUGGCAUCACAUAAACUUCCCCCCAAAACAGUGGUUCAGAUGUUAAAAGACAAUGGAAUAAAGAAAGUUAAGCUUUUUGAUGCAGAUUCAACUACUAUGAAUGCUCUUGCAGGAAGUGAUAUCGAAGUCAUGGUUGCUAUUCCUAAUGAUCAACUUCUUGCCAUGAACAGCUAUAAACGUGCUAAAGAUUGGGUUAGGAGGAAUGUCACAAGAUAUAAUUUCGAUGGAGGUGUUAACAUUAAGUAUGUAGCUGUUGGCAACGAGCCAUUUCUCACAACUUACAACGGCUCGUUCAUAAACAUCACGUUCCCUGCGCUUGAAAAUAUUCAAAAUGCACUUAACGAAGCUGGGGUUGGGGACUCGAUAAAGGCAACCGUGCCUUCAAAUGCAGAUGUCUACAACUCACCAGAAAGCAACCCUGUUCCAUCAGCUGGUCGGUUUCGGCCUGAUAUCAGUGGACUUAUGACACAGAUUGUUGAAUUUCUAGCCAAGAACGGUGCACCUUUCACCAUAAACAUCUACCCUUUCCUCAGUCUCUAUGGAAAUGAUGACUUCCCCUUUAACUAUGCUUUCUUUGAUGGAGGAAACCCGAUUGUUGAUAACGGGAUUCAGUACACGAACGUUUUCGAUGCCAACUUUGACACAUUGGUUUCAUCUUUGAGAGCUAUAGGGCAUGGGGACAUGACCAUUAUUGUUGGGGAGGUCGGUUGGCCCACAGACGGAGACAAGAAUGCCAAUAUAGCUAAUGCUCAGAGAUUUUACAACGGGCUCAUGCCUAGACUUGCAGGCAACGUCGGCACACCUUUGCGGCCAGGAUAUUUAGAAGUGUACUUAUUUGGCCUUCUAGAUGAAGAUGUAAAGAGUGUUGCUCCGGGAAACUUUGAGCGGCAUUGGGGAAUCUAUAGGUAUGACGGGCAGCCUAAAUUCCCACUCGAUCUUUCAGGCCAGAAUCAGAACCGGUUCCUCAUCCCUGCUCAGAAUGUCGAAUAUCUUCCUCAGAAAUGGUGCGUGUUCAAUCCAAAUGCUAAUGACCUGAGCAAACUUGCAGACAACAUAAACUAUGCCUGCACCUUCUCCGAUUGCACAGCACUUGGCUACGGAUCUUCAUGUAACAUCCUGGAUGCGAAUGGGAACGCAUCCUACGCAUUUAACAUGUACUACCAGGUGCAAAACCAGGAUGACAUGGCCUGUAAUUUUCAAGGUCUAGCCACGGUUAUAACACACAAUCCUUCACAAGGGACUUGCAAUUUUAUCAUUCAAAUUGCGUCUUCUUCUUUUGCUAUUGGUCCCUCACUGAUAGGAAUGACAUUUUUUGCUGUAAUAGCAACUGUAUUGCUAUAAACUUGAUUCUGUAGAUAACUGGGAUGUUGCUCUCUACUUCUUCUUUUCAAUUCAUUUUUGCUAGUCUCUUUUGUAUGUCA